AUGGAGGGCUGCGAUGCAACCAUUGUGCCGGUACUGGGCUCGUCGUCUGGCAAGACGAACGCAAGCGACUACGAGCAGCUCAUCGACGAUGGCUUCCUCUUGACAUGGGAGGCCCCCCCUCCCCCUCUGCCUGCAGCAACACAUCGUAGGCACAAUAAGAAGUUAGUUUUGAUAGAAAAGAUUCCUCGAUUGCUAGACUUUCAGCUUACAUGCCUUAACAACAGUUACCCACUUUUACCGAGCUCCGUGCACCACACCCUCGGCUUUGCAAUCCUCAAUAUCUCCUAUGGGGAACGCAGCUUGCACGUCAUUGAUCUGGGCAAGCUGCAACUAUUACACGACCCGCCCAAGAUCUUCAGCCGCUGCUUGCCGGUCUGGAACACCUCUGCCAAACUGGGCGGCCCGUUUAAGAUCUCCCCCGUCAACCUGGAACUCAUCUUGUACAACUGCACGGAGAAGGCCGCAGCUUUGGCACGCCGGGAAAAAGAACUGGUUCAGGCGAAGACGAUGAGGUGCGUGAACACGAGCAACACGUUUGUUGGCGCGGGAGUGCCGUACGACCGCACCGGGAACUACUCCGGGUUUGCUUUGGAGGGCUGCGUUCCAAUCGUCUUUCCGGUGCUGCGCUUGCCGUCCGGCGAGACGAACGCAAGCCACUACGAGCGGCUCAUCCACAGUGGCUUCCUCCUGAAAUGGGAACUGCCCCCUCCUCGUAGUGAGAGGAGAGCGAAGAAGAUUAUACUAAUAGGUAUACCAUCAGCAGCUGCAACCUUUCUCUUUGCAUGUCUUUAUGUACUCAUAUGGCAUGGAAACGGGAAAGGACUAUGGUUUCUCCUUUGCAAUAGUAGCAGUAAAACUGAAAAAAAUUACGAGGCCAUGAUAGUCUCAUAUGGAUCCCUAGCUCCAAAAAGAUACAUGUACUCAGAGGUAAUGAAGAUAACGUCUUCUCGCAACAAUCAGCUUGGUAAAGGUGGUUAUGGUGUGGUUUUCAAAGGAAAACUACAUGAUGGUCGUCUGGUUGCAGUGAAAUUCUUGCAUGACUACAAAGGAAAUGGAGAUAAGUUUGUGAAUGAGGUUAUGAGCAUUGGCAGGACCUCUCAUGUUAAUGUUGUUAGCUUAGUUGGGUUUUGUUUGAAGGGAUCAAAACGAGUUCUUAUAUAUGAGUACAUGCCCAACGGUUCCUUGGAUAAGUACAUUUACUCAGAGAACCCCAAAGAAAUUUUAGGAUGGGAGAGGCUCUAUGCGAUAGCAAUCGAGAUUGCUCGUGGCCUCGAAUACUUGCACCAUAGCUGUAAUACACGUAUCGUCCAUUUCGAUAUCAAGCCCCAAAAUAUCCUUCUAGACAAGGAUUUCAGCCCAAAGAUUGCUGAUUUUGGUCUGGCUAAGUUGUGUCAUACAAAGGAGAGCAAGCUUUCAAUGACUGGAGCUAGAGGAACAAUUGGAUUCAUCGCCCCAGAAGUUCACUCCCGAACCUUUGGAGUGGUUUCAACAAAGUCAGACGUUUAUAAUUAUGGAAUGAUGCUGCUGGAGAUGGUUGGAGGGAGGAGAAAUGUUAGAUCAAUUGUUGCAAAAUCCAGUGAAAAGUAUUUCCCUGAUUGGAUUUAUGACCACUUUGCGCAAGAUGAUGGAUUACAAGCAUGUGAAGUCACAAAUGAAAUUGAGGAGAUUGCAAGAAAGAUGAUCUUAAUUGGCUUGUGGUGUAUACAAGUACUACCUGUGCAUCGCCCAAAUAUAACAAAAGUUCUAGAAAUGUUUGAGAGAAGCUUAGAUGAUCUGGACAUGCCGCAGAAGCAAAACUUCUGUGAACUACUCUAUUAUGUCAUUGCAGUGAAAGUUCAGCUCACAAUAUGGAUGUACAAAGUUCAAGUUCUACCAGACCUGAGGAGAUCAACCUUGCGAAUUGAAAAUCCGUUCAACCUGCUAAAAGGCAUUGGCUCUUAUGCCAAAGGCAGACAGCUACCUAACUUCUUGACUGGAAAUUUCCCCCAAAACUCAGUAAAUGCGAUUUAG
Molecule: messenger RNA, 2010 nt
Organism: Triticum aestivum (bread wheat)
Lineage: Eukaryota; Viridiplantae; Streptophyta; Magnoliopsida; Poales; Poaceae
Product: LEAF RUST 10 DISEASE-RESISTANCE proteinUS RECEPTOR-LIKE PROTEIN KINASE-like 2.2
Exons: 7
Coding region: 1-2010 (669 amino acids)
Biological process (GO): protein phosphorylation
Molecular function (GO): protein kinase activity; ATP binding
Source: RefSeq, a predicted model, not a curated record